Molecule: messenger RNA, 3324 nt
Organism: Elgaria multicarinata webbii
Lineage: Eukaryota; Metazoa; Chordata; Lepidosauria; Squamata; Anguidae
Gene: FAAH2
Product: fatty acid amide hydrolase 2
Exons: 11
Coding region: 6-1649 (547 amino acids)
Cellular component (GO): endomembrane system
Source: RefSeq, a predicted model, not a curated record
GGGUCAUGGCGCUGACGCGCGCGGAGCGUUGCGUGGUGCUGCUGCUGCGCUGCCUGUCGCGCGCCUUCCUCGCGGUCCUGAGCCUGGCGGCGCGCGCCUCCUCCUUCGCCUCAAGGAAGGCGGUGCCGGCGGCCUCCUCCUCCGGCGCCCCUCGCAAAGCCCUCCGCGCUGUCCCGCCGCCCGACCAGCCGCUGCUGCUCCUCUCCGCGCUAGAGCUGGCGCGGCGCAUCCGCCGCAGGGAGGUAAAAUGUAUUGAUGUCAUUGAAACUUACAUUGAGAGGAUCAAGCAAGUCAACCCACUAAUCAAUGCAGUUGUCAAAGACAGGUUCGAAGCAGCCCUGCAGGAAGCUGAACAGGUCGACAAGCUGCUCUCUGAAGGGCAUGAUGAUGAAGAGGCUCUGCAGGAAAAGUUCCCCUUCCUGGGGGUCCCUAUCACCAUCAAAGAGGCCUUUGCGCUGCAUGGGUUGCCCAACACUUCCGGACUGGUUGCCCGCCGCAAUUUGAUCUCCAUGUCAGACGCCACAGUAGUGUCCCGGUUAAAGCAAGCUGGCACCAUCCCACUGGGUGUGACCAACUGCAGUGAACUGUGCAUGUGGUUUGAAUCGAGCAACUAUGUCUAUGGACGGAGCAACAAUGCGUAUGACCUAGCGUGCAUGGUAGGAGGCAGCUCGGGAGGAGAAGGCUGCAUCCUGGCAGCAGCUGGCUCCGUGAUCGGUGUCGGCUCAGACAUCGGGGGCAGCAUCCGCAUGCCUGCUUUCUUCAACGGAGUCUUUGGACACAAGCCCACCGCAGGUGUGGUGCCCAACGAUGGCCAAUUCCCCAAUGCCAUCGGUAUUCGGACCAACUACCUGUGCACUGGUCCCAUGUGCCGUUACGCAGAGGACCUGGACCCCAUGUUGAGGGUCAUGGCUGGACCAAACAUAGCAAAGUUGAAGCUGGAUGAAAAGGUAUCCUUGGAGAAUCUAAAAUUCUAUUCUAUGGAGCAUGAUGGGGGGUCUGUCUUUGUUUCCCGUAUGGACAAAGAGCUUCUUCAGGCUCAUCGAAAGGUGGUAAAGCACCUUGAGACUGAACUGGGGAUUCAAGUUCAGAAUGCGGCCAUUCGCAAAAUGAAAUAUUCCUUCCAGAUCUGGUCUGUCAUGAUGACUUCCAAGGACAGUGAUGUGCAGGCCAAUCAGACGUUCACAGAUAUGCUUGGGGACCAUGGAAAACCCGUGUGGCCGUCAUGGGAGUUGUUGAAAUGGAUGAUGGGAAAGUCUUCACACACCAUUCCAGCCAUCGGACUAGGACUAGCUGAGAGGUUUAUGAACUACAACCCCAAGGCGGCCACUAAGGUAGCAAGCAUGGCACAGAGUCUGCAGACUGAGAUGGUGAAUUUACUGGGGAAUGAUGGGAUCCUCUUAUACCCUUCACACCCCAUGGUAGCUCCCAAGCACCAUGCUCCCCUGGGAAUGCCUUUCAAUUUUGCCUAUACUGCCAUCUUCAACAUACUGGGAUUACCGGUGACCCAGUGUCCACUGGGCUUGAGCGAGGAAGGCCUUCCUCUGGGCAUCCAGGUGGUGGCAGGACCCCACAAUGACCACUUGACUCUGGCCAUGGCGCGGUACUUGGAGAAGGCAUUCGGAGGCUGGGUUCCCCCUGGCACAUCCUAGUGCGACUCACCUGGGAUCAACAGAAGCAUAAAGACCGAUGCCGUCCGCGAUGUCCAGCGGCAGGCGACAGCGUCUGAAACUGCAAGGGCUCCUGUACGCCUCUCCCCUUGCAACCCAAAGCAACUUGGAUGGGGUGAUGAUCCCGUCCGCCACAUUAGGUGCUCCCUCCCAUGAGGCCACAGCAACCGAGUGCAGCGUCAGCUGCUCGUUUGGCCGUGUCCCUCUCCAAUUUCAAGAUGACAUGAGAACCUCAGGUGGGAGGAUGCUCUCUGCUUUCUCAGGGAAAUCUGGGCUUUUGGGGAGCUCGGACUGGACACAAUCAUGUUGUUUGCUGUGGGAGAGAGAGGGCAGUUCUUGUUUUUAUCCUGAUUAGGCCAUUGGUAGACUAGGGCGCAAGGUUCCCUGCUUCCAUUAUUUGUGUUGCUUCCAGAGCAGACUGAGGACAUCAGAGGGAAGUGUUGGAAACUUCUUCCCCUUUUAAAAUGUCUUUGGGGUGCUUGGGGUCCCCAUCAUCUUGAUGAUUUGCACAAAACACGGGGAACGGUGCUGGGCAAGGAACUCCCAUCACAGCCUCUUCAUGGACCCCUGCUCAAGUUUGGCUUCGAGCUCCCAGCCCUGGCUCUUCCUUUUGGCUGGUGGCGGGAGAUGCUUGGGCCAGCUUUUUGCCCGGUGAAAGGCAAACCUGGGACAGCUUGGGAGGCACGAUGAAUCAAGUAUUUCCCCCCCACGUACCUUCCUCUCCUGUCCUGUUGGGGCAUGCCUUGUAGCUGUGAGACCCAAACCAUGCUUCGUAUUGGAGAGGCUUCCUCACCCCACCCCGCCGCUGAUUGAGCCUGGCUUCAUUGCACACAAUCCAUUUGAGGAAGUCCAUUGAAAAACGACAAUCAACUCUCAUGGACCAAAUAAACCAAAAUGUAUGCUAUUUCACUUGGGACAUAAAGAGAACCUAAUGUGUGUGUUUUAGGAGCAGAGGGCAGAGGGCACUGAGGAGAGGUGAGGGAGGGAUGGCGGCGCCACUAGCAAGAUCCCCGAGGCGUGGCUGGGGUUUUCGCUGCUCUUGCUGGGCGGCUCGACAGCCAUUCUCGACAGCCCAUGACGAAGUCGCCCUGCUAGGUUCGGAAGUCACGUGAAGCCACUCCGUGUAUGAACAACCCAACAACUCGUUCUGGGUUCUCAGGAUGACUUGUUUGUGAAAACAAGCCACGCUGCAGGAACCACACCAGGUUUGCACAACACAACAGCCCAACAUGGCUGAUCUGCCAUGGUGGGUUAUCGUGUUGUGACACAGACAUGUGCGUGUGUGUGUACACACCUGUAUGGGCAAUAUAGCUCUGCCCCUGCCACUUCCAAACAAGCGUACAAUCAUUCCAAAUUCUCAUGGAAUAGUUCUAGUAACAUAAAGAGAACCUAAUGUGUCUGUAGCGUUGUUGUUUUUCUUCAUUUCUAACUGCAGGCACCUUUGCCCAGAAUCUAAUGCUGUUCGUUGUUGUGAGGCAAGGUGCGAACAUGUGCUUGUACUGUGGGGAUGAUAGUGUAACGGGACAAACGGAAUCUGUAAUGAUGUUCUCCAAAAGCUAGAUCUAAAGGAAAGUCUCAAGAGGCAAUUGCAGGGCAUUUUGCACAGGUGAAGCAUCCCCACGGCUUGUGUCUUUAAAAAUAAACAUUCAGCACUUUA